Molecule: messenger RNA, 1856 nt
Organism: Tetranychus urticae (two-spotted spider mite)
Lineage: Eukaryota; Metazoa; Arthropoda; Arachnida; Trombidiformes; Tetranychidae
Product: acetylcholinesterase-1
Biological process (GO): choline metabolic process; acetylcholine catabolic process
Cellular component (GO): plasma membrane
Molecular function (GO): acetylcholinesterase activity
Source: RefSeq, a predicted model, not a curated record
GGAAUCCAGUUUUGUUUGUAUAACAAUGCUGAUAGCUCAUACAGAUUAUCUAAUCUGACAAUUUAAACAUUGCACUUGAUCCGUAUUACCUAGUUAGUUUACUAAUUGCCUGUCAUCUGUUAAAAUGAACUGGAAACUACAGAUAUUUGUUUUCCUUUUUCUAAAUGUUAUUACCCUUUGUUUGUCCAAAUUAAUUGUGAAAACUGAAUGGGGUUCAAUCAGAGGAUUUUAUCAAAAAUUUGGUGACAAACAGAUUCGGUCUUUUCUUGGUAUUCCUUAUGCUCUUCCACCAGUGGGUCCAUUGAGGUUUCGGAAGCCAAUUGAAUUAGUUAAACCUUUUAGAGGCAUUUACAGAACCAAAAAUUUUGGUCCUGCUUGCCUUCAAACAAAACUUAAUGGUGCCAUUCAUGCGCCAAACUCAACAAUAAGUGAAAAUUGUUUGUUUCUCAAUGUUUGGACACCAAUCGAUGCGUCCAAGAAAAAAUUGUACCCUGUUCUUGUCUAUAUCCAUGGAGCUGCAUUCAUUUUUGGUUCAGCAUCAGGACCCAGGUCAAGAGGAGACGUUCUAACAGCAUACAAUGACAUUGUAACAGUCAAUCUCAACCAUCGGCUGGGUGCCUCUGGACUAGCUUAUGGGAAAUCAGAUUCAAUUGUUGGCAAUCAACAAGUGCACGAUGUGAUUAUGGCACUUGAAUGGGUAAAAAGGAAUAUUGGUGCUUUCGGUGGAGAUCCUAACCAAAUAACAUUAUCCGGAAUGAGCUCAGGAGCUAUUUUAGCCUCUGCCAUCUUUUUAUCUCCUGCGGUUGAAUCUGGUCUUUUUAAUAAAAUUGUUUUAAUGAGUGGAGUCGCAAUUGAUCAAGUAAAUGUUGUAAAUCCCAAAAAACUUUUCAACCUAACCAAAUCCAUGUCUAGUUCACUUGGUUGUUCACAUUAUUCAAGCUCGAAUGACUCCAUUCAAAUUGGCGAAAUUAUAUGCUUGAAAAAAGCUAAAGCCGAGUCAAUAGCGGAUACGCCUGAAAACCCAUCUUUUUUACCUGUUUAUAACGAUCGAUAUAUUUUACCAGAGUCACCUGUUAAAAUUGUAAACAAAAAAUCAUUCCCUAAAGGUUUCAAAUUUUUGAUUGGAACUGAAGCCGAUGAAAACUUGAUUCUCAAAUCAUACAGUCCAACGACAAAAAAAGAAGCCAUUGAAUAUAUGGAGAAAGCUGUUUCAUCCCUUGAUCUUACUCAGUUAAACAUAACACAUUUGUUGAUGAAGUAUUUUGAAGAUGUGAAUGACAAUGAUACAUCUCUAAUCAAGAGACGCUUCAAUGAUUUUGGGUCUGAUCUUCAGUUCCACUGUCCUUCGUUAUUGUAUUCUGUCGCGUUUGCAAGCAAUUCAUACAACAAAGUCUACUUAUAUCGAAAUGAUUAUGUUACUUCUUACUUCAGUAAUGCUUCACGGCCUUAUGGAGCUGGUCAUGCUGAUGAUCAUCGAUUGUUUUUGGGUGAACCUUUCCGAUCACCUGAAAUGUAUUCAGACGAUAAGGACAGAGAAUUAAGUCGUUUCAUGAUGAAAAUAUUAUCCGAUUUUGUUAAAGGAAAAGACCUAUUUUGGGACUCAAUUAAAAUCAAUGGAAAUCAAUCAGACAAAAUCUCGCUUCCACGAUGGCGUAUACAAAACAAUGAACCAUUUGAUAAAGUUGAUUAUGAUGAAGAUACAGAUUUAUGUUUGGAUUGGGCUAAAUAUUAUGGCUUGCAGAUUUGAUCACAACUCGGUUCGAAAAUACUGGAAUCGAUUUCAACUUCCAAUAGAUUUUCGAUUUUAUCAACCUAAUUUGUGCUGAUAAAAAUAUAUGAAACCAUUUUUGAACUAA